UGCGACGUUUCUUUCCCAGUAAUGCCUGGUGCGUGUCGGCGUUGCGACGUGUUCGCCACGACCUCAUUUUCCUUCCCAAUUUUCCAAACGUUUCGCCAUACGUUUUCCACCACAUAAAGAUCGAAGCCGACCGCUGAUUGCCACGGUUGACAAAAUGAAACGCCGGUACAUCUCGUCCGCGACAGUGUCAGCGCGAGCAUUGCCCGUUCGCUCGCAACUAAACGAAACGCACAUAAUCGUGACGAAAAUGUAACGAGUAAAAUUGCUUCAGUGAUAGAAAGCAUGUGUUGCGUGUGUCGCAUCGUUAAUUAAAAAAGGCAAGGGAUAGAUAACGGUUUAAGCAUUACUUUUAUCAUUUAAUAUUAAGGACUAUCCUUCAUUUUUCCGGAUGUACGUCCUAAAUUCUAAAUCAAUUUGAAUAGAAUUAUUUAAAGAAAUUUUUCAUAUACAAAUUUUCAUCCACCAAUUAAUUUAUAAGAGACGAUCGUUAAAUGAAUCGUCGAUUUGGAUGAAUUCGUUCAGUGACUAUAUAUAGUUUCCUUCGUGAACGAAUUUAAGUUUACUUAAAAACGUCGUGUAGUUUAAAACUGGCAGUUGUUAUUAACUGUUGAAGAGUGCAGAAGAGAGAGAACACGAGCAUGCUUAACGAAAAACAUUAGAAGAUCGAGACAAACAAAGUCAACCUUGCAUUCUUCUAACCAUGCGUCCGGCGUGAUACCAUGUGAACAGUUAGCUCUAAAGUGAAAUAUUGUACUGUGAAUUGAUUCAUGUGAACUUCGAACCAUGAUACCAUUAUUUUUGCUAUUGUUAUUGCCGAUGGGAUCACCUGCCUUCGAGCUGUACUUUACUCAAUCGGAUUUGACCGUACGGAUACCGUACCUCCCGCGAAACGGUGAACAGCAGUCAUCAUGGACCAUGAAAUUGCUCGAGUUAAGAACCUUGCGAAACGACUCCUCGAAUACGAGUCGUGCCAACUACCGAAUCACCAUGCCUCGGGAUCAGAUCGUUUCCAUAGAUUCUGAUACGAACAGUCUUUUAUUGCACGGUCCUCCUAAAACAGGUGCACCUGAAAACGACACGGUCGUCGUCCUAGCCAGAGAUGAAGAAAGCGAGGCUGUGUUGCAGAUCAAGUUAAAAAUGUUGCCCGUCGAAAAGACAAUCAAUUGCACGGAAUACAUUCAGGAUAUGUGCUUUUGGAGCGAGUCAAGAUACAGGAUCUACGAGAACCAACCGGAUACGAAGAUCGGUACCUUCGGCCCGGGAGUCUACAGUGAAAUUUGCCCUACCUACCGCGUCACUGAUUACAAGCUACUGAACGGUACCGAGUAUUUUCACGUGUCGAACGACAGCCUGUUCGCAAACGCCUUGCUGGAUCGAGACACCUUGGGUCCGCCGCCCGGAGGACCGGGUCCGAGAAUCACCGUUCAAGUCCAGUGCGUCGUUUGGGAGGAAAAUACUGGAAUACAACACGCACCCAUCAACACGUUGCACGUGGACGUUUUAGAUCAGGACGACAAUCCGCCUAUGGCUCAAGGAAAUGACUCGAUUACGAUCACAUUAGGAGAAUUCACGACAGGUGACAAAUUGGUAGACGAUAACAAGCUGAUACUGAAAGACGCGGAUGCGGAAAGCAGCAAUCUUUACACUGUCCGCGUACUCGAUGACACUCACAACGUUUUGAAUGUCAGCCAUAAGACUCUGCCUAUCGAGCUGCCUCAGCGCGUACCCUACACCGGCAUAUUCACGAGAAUUUACGCGAAAAUCACUCUACUACCGAAGUCCCCUUAUCGCGUGACGCUUCAAGUUAAGGAUGAGACUCUGCUUCCGGGCUACGGAGAAAAUACGUUAAAUAUCACGCUGACUUUCUACGGACCGGAGCACCGAACGACAACGACGACCGUGUCGUCGAUAUCUCCGAGCAAGCAGCAAGCAUUCACGUAUCCCGCUACCGUGAAAGUUCCGAGACUGGCUUUCCGUUACAUGCGAGUCGCGAAACCGAGCAGCGAACCACAUCACUCCAUCAGCUUCUCUCUUCACGGUUCCGAUGCGUUCGGAAUCACACAAAAGGGUGGCAUAGUAUUCGUUGACCAAGAAGACUUACUCAAAACUGAACCAGCGAAUUUAAUGUUGAAAAUUAAGUGGGCUGUGGAGAAGCUUGUGAUCUCAUCGAAGAACAUAAGGAUCAAUUUGAUCGACGUGUCGUCAUUAAAAACGGACGGGUGCAAUCGUACCAAAAACGGCCGAAUGCAUUCCUGCGCGAACGCGGAAACGCCGGAGGAGUGCGAGUCCACCUGUGGAGUCGCCAGUGGAUCUUACAGCAAGACCAAUUUCUCCGGACAAUGCGUGUGGCGAUGGAACAAGCGGUCGAACGAGAUGCCCAUCAUGUCCGCCCAUUACCCAACCUGCUCCCCAGAUUUGACCCACUGCCCCGACAAUCGUUGCGACGAGCUCGAAUGGCUGGAUCCUCGCAUUUGUCCGCAGGAUUGCACCUUAGAAUCGGAAGUGCUGUUCGCUCACAUGAACAAGGGUGGCCGCGGGAUUAAAAGCGGUUUGGGAACUUGCACGUGCAAUGACAUACUUCAGUGUACUUGCAACGUGGAUCGGUUCCGCGUCCGGAGCGACAACGGCACGAGCAAAGGAAACAGAGACAAGAAGAAGGAAGACAAAGAAUUGCAGGAGAACGAGAUUCUGGUGGGCGCUCGCAAAGCGUCCCACGGACCAUGUGGACUUAUGUGUAUGACAGGUGUGAUAGGAGGCAGCUUUCUUCUGUUGACCGCGGUCAUCGUGUCGUUCAUCACGUCCAGAUACAGAUUGGCAGCGAAGGAAGCGCGGCGAGAGAGCAAGCGUAGGGUGGAAGGGGAGUCGAACGGAGCGGGCAUUUUACCCUCGGACUACAUCGACCGGGGCGAUGGACUUCUCAUCGGGCUAGACACCUUCACCGCGGCAAAUCGUCAUCUCCUUUUGCCCAAAACCUGUCCCCCGGAUCCAAAGUGGGAGUUCCCUCGAUCGCGACUCACGAUCGAACAAGUACUCGGUGAGGGUGAGUUUGGCCGAGUGCUACGAGCUACGGCGAUCGACAUCAGUGAAAUUCCCGGUCCAACGACCGUUGCGGUGAAAACGUUGAAGGAGAAUGCGUGUGCCUCCGAAUUGGCGGAUCUGCUGUCGGAGUAUCAGCUCCUGAAGGAGGCUCAGCACCCAAACGUGAUCAGACUGCUGGGUGCAUGCACCACCCCCGGUGCCCCGGUCUACCUCAUCAUCGAGUUCGCGGAAUUCGGCUCGCUACGCAAUUACUUGAGACGUAGUCGACAUUUGGAAUCCGAGGGUAGAGGAGUAGUCGGAUGCUCGUCGUUCUCGAACGUCGUCAUCAGCGACAGAGCGUUGGCCUAUACGGUCACGUCACGCGACAUCCUUUCCUUUGCCUGGCAAAUUAGCAAGGGGAUGGCUUAUCUAGCCGACAUUAAGUUAGUUCACCGAGAUCUCGCAGCCAGAAAUGUGUUGCUCGCAGCCGAGAGAGUCUGCAAGAUUUCAGACUUCGGAUUGACUCGCGACGUCUACGAGGAUGACGCUUAUUUAAAGCGCAGCAAGGGACGAGUUCCAGUGAAAUGGAUGGCGCCGGAAUCGCUGGCGGAUCACGUCUACACCAGCAAAUCGGACGUCUGGAGUUUCGGCGUCCUCUUAUGGGAACUGGUCACCCUGGGCGCGUCCCCUUAUCCAGGUGUGGACGUGCAUAAUCUUUACAACUUGCUAAAAGCUGGAUAUCGUAUGGACAGGCCAGCAAAUUGCUCGGAACAGCUAUAUAAGUUGAUGACGUCCUGCUGGCAUCAAGAGCCUGCUAUGAGGCCUUCCUUCAAAGAGCUCACCGGUCAUUGGGAAAAAAUGUUAGAGGACAGUGUCGAGUAUCUGGACUUAAAUCCACGGACCGUUGACAAUCAGGCUUAUUUCGCCUCCCUUCACGCUUUGGACAGUCCUAGCAGUUCCGGUAACGAUGCCACGGAUGAUACAGAAAUCAGCGGUUUCAAAACGGACGUGGUUAACUAUUUAGAAAGACGCUCUUCCGACACGGUGACCAAGUGCGACAAAAUUGACAAGCUACAUACGCUCUGGCAACAACCAAUAGGGUCCUUCCCCGACGAACCCGUCAAGCUGUACGUGAACGAUCGACCGUCGAGCUUCCACGCGAAUCAUUAUGAAAGUCCGAUCAAGUUUCGAAACAUCAGCAUAACAAGUAACAGCGAGAACGACUUAGCGUCGCCAACGAACGAGCGUUGUCAACCGUACAUGGAUAUGAAAGGGAAAAAAUCGUCGGGAGCAGCAGACUCAGAAGCGGAAGAACUUCUUGUCUUCGGCAACGAUAACGCGGAGGAAUACGAGGAUCAGAAACUAAACGGAGAAAGUGCGAAGGGCAGAGGGUAAACUGUUCUGAUACGGUAUCUGUUCCGCACAUUUUCUUUCGUUUCACGAGAGAAUCGAUUGUAUACUCCUCACGGGCAACGCGACAAGCGCGAGUACGUACGCGUUGAGCAUAAACGAGUGCGAGCGUAGCUGCUGUCGUCGCGACGUGACUCUGAAAGAUCGAUACGCUUAAAAGAGAUAAGAAUCGAAUGGCGCGAUGUCCAUGGUCAAUGUGAAAAUCAUUGCGUUCGAAUUUUAUUAACGAGUCGCUACACUUCUCGCUUCGUACUUUCGUAUUUGUUACACACUCCAAAUGUUCUGCUAGAAUUGUCGAACACUAGGACGAAGGUUUCGAAAUAUUGCGUGGAACUUUCCUAAGCGAUUGCCGGAUAAAUAAUUUGAACGAGCGUACAAGGUGAAUGGCUUCCUAUCGAUCACGGGCGACGUAUGUGCGUACACGUAAUAAGUUGUCUCAGACGCUUUAGGGAUUGAUUAGCUUCCAAUUAACUUCGUCAAACGCUCCUCGAUUAAUUUGCGAUGAGAGGAGAGAAAAGAAUUGUAACGAUUAACGUAACGUAAGCUUCCACUGCAAUUUUUCACCGCAAAAGUUUCCAGCUUUUAACGUACUUCUUCAGGAUAAAUACUUGUAAUUUGUAAGGAGAAAUGAAAAUUGGAGAGGCGAGAAUUCAACGUGCUGGUCAAUGUAAUCAAUCGUACCUAUAUCAAAUAAGACUGCUUUUUCAUACCUCGACUAAAUAAAACAAAUCACUCACAUUCUUCUAUUUUACAUACAAAGCGAAGCAUUCCAUUUCGUUACAUUAACGUUAAUUAGUUACCACUUGUCGUUUAUAACGCAAGCGUUCCAGUACAAAUUUAGU
This is a messenger RNA of Ceratina calcarata, 5270 nucleotides long. RefSeq names its product protein kinase receptor Ret oncogene (gene Ret). Gene Ontology annotation, biological process: positive regulation of kinase activity; cell surface receptor protein tyrosine kinase signaling pathway; protein phosphorylation. Gene Ontology annotation, cellular component: plasma membrane; signaling receptor complex. The coding region runs from base 784 to 4413 and encodes 1209 amino acids. The transcript is spliced from 19 exons. NCBI's taxonomy places the organism in Eukaryota, Metazoa, Arthropoda, Insecta, Hymenoptera, Apidae. The record is from RefSeq and is a predicted model, not a curated record. Gene Ontology annotation, molecular function: transmembrane receptor protein tyrosine kinase activity; ATP binding.